UUUAAUUUGCCCGCUUCGCGAGAGCAUAUGCGAUAGGAUUCGAGUGCACACGCAAAAAAAAAGGUCAAAGAAAAAUCCGCCACAAACCCUAGAAAAAGCCCCUAAUUUUGUUUUUUCUCCUGUUCGACGAAUCGGAUCGCGUUAAGGAGGGAUUUUGGGGAGAUUUUCGGUCUCUUCGCUUCGGGAGGGUUUCGAUUGGUACCGUUUUUGGGAAGGUGAAUUGGAGAAGAGAUGGUAGCGGGAGCGGAGAUUAUCCAUCAGAGCAUCCCGGUGCUGGACGUGCAGUACCGGUGCAUCACCAAGGAGAUCGAGGAGAUAGUUGACAUCUCAGCCGCCGCCGCCGCCGCGGCGUCGCCGCCCCCCUCGCCGGUGUGUCUUCAGGUGGCGCGGCGGCCGGAGGUGGAUAUCGCAGCCUCUGAGCUGGAUUUGAGGGCGUCGGAUGCCAUUCCAAGUGUACCUGUGGAACCUCUUCAGUUUGUCCCAAGAAUUCGAUCUGGUAGUUUCGCGGACAUUGGACCUCGAAGAUACAUGGAGGAUGAACACAUCCGUAUUGAUGAUCUUUCAGCACACCUGGGAUCUCUGCUUAGGUUCCCGACUCCCAAUGCCUUCUAUGGGGUAUUUGAUGGUCAUGGGGGCCCAGACGCAGCAGCCUACAUCAAAAGGCAUGCGAUGAGGCUCAUCUUUGAAGAUGCCGGCUUCCCACAAGCAUCAGAAGCUGAUAAGGUUUUCUUGGACUUGGUGGAGAAUUCUGUUCGAAGGGCAUUCCUCCUUGCAGACCUUGCUUUGGCUGAUGACUGCACCGUUAGCAGUUCCUCUGGGACUACUGCACUUACAGUAUUGUUGUUUGGAAGGCUGCUCCUGGUAGCCAAUGCUGGGGAUUGUCGAGCUGUCCUAUGUCGGAAGGGCAAAGCAGUGGAAUUGUCUCAAGACCAUAGACCAAUCUUUGCUGCCGAACGCCAAAGGGUUGAAGAAUUGGGAGGCUACAUCGAUGACGGGUACCUCAAUGGAGUCCUCUCGGUCUCUAGAGCCUUGGGGGACUGGGACAUGAAAUUGCCCAGAGGCUCUCCCUCGCCCCUUAUUGCAGAACCUGAGUUUAGACAAGCUACGUUGACAGAAGAUGAUGAGUUUCUAAUCAUCGGCUGUGAUGGAAUAUGGGAUGUGAUGACAAGCCAGCAUGCAGUGAACAUCGUGCGGAGUGGCCUGCGGUGGCAUGAUGACCCUGAGAGGUGUGCAAGGGAGCUUGUCACGGAAGCUGUGAGGCUCGACACAUUUGACAACCUCACAGUGAUUGUGGUCUGCUUCUCUGCGGAGCACCAGGGCUCUUCACCAUCACCUGGCUCUGAGGACCACCAGCUGCAGGCACCGAGGUUGAAGUGCUGCAAGACCCUGUCGGCGGAGGCCCUUUGUAAACUGAGAAGCAGCAUAAACAAUGGCAGUUGAGAGAGAGGGUAGGGAGUUGCAUGUAUGUAGUAGAGAUGAUGUUGAAAAAUGAUAGAUUAGCGUAUGUUUUUAUUUGUGGCUGCUUCAGGGAGGUCACAGAGCAGCCAGCAGUUUUGCAGGGUUUUUGUUGUAUUGUUUUUGGGUGGGGAUGGCGAUCGGCCGUGUACAUAAUUUUUGGGCUGGAUGAGUUGGGAUCGGUGCACCUUCUUGGUUCAUUGUUUUGAGCUGAUUUGUAUAGUAUAUUGGUACAAGCUUGUGUUUGUUGGCCUA
Phoenix dactylifera (date palm) is the source of this 1710-nucleotide messenger RNA. Its product is annotated as putative protein phosphatase 2C 2. NCBI's taxonomy places the organism in Eukaryota, Viridiplantae, Streptophyta, Magnoliopsida, Arecales, Arecaceae. The record is from RefSeq and is a predicted model, not a curated record. Gene Ontology annotation, molecular function: cation binding; protein serine/threonine phosphatase activity. Gene Ontology annotation, biological process: protein dephosphorylation.